GUUUUGCAGAGAGGACGGCACCCCAGUCACACAUGGGGAGGCCAUUGUUGACUUGCUGGAGGCUAUGCUCCUCCCCAAAACCCUAGCCAUAAUCAAAUGUCCAGCCCACCAAAAGACUGAUUCAUUGAUAGCCAAGGGUAAUAACCUAGCUGAUGUAGCAGCCAAACAGGCAGCAAUAGGUGCAGUAAUGGCAUGUCACAGUUCAUCUCUGCCUCACCACUCUGCACCUGCCUGCUUCAAUCUGCCAAUCAGACACACCCCUCUCAUCAAGCCAACUCCUCUCACCUGUGCUCUCUGCUCUGCUCUGGCUGCAUUUAAGCCCCUGCUCCACACUCAUUCAUUGCUAGAUUGUUCUCGAUGCUUGCACCAGACUCUCCAGCGUUUCUCUGCCUGAUCUCCCGGUUACGACCCUGCUUGCCUCCGACUAUCCUGCCUCACCGAUCUCCUGGAAAUCACCUCAGCUUUCCGUCCCCGACCACGAUCCUUGCCUGUCCCUUUCUGGAUUCUGCCUGUCUGCUCCCUUGGCUAUCCGGUGAUUACCUGAUUCAGCUCUACAGAGUGAGUGUUACUCCCGUCUCCUCUGUGGCUUCCUGCAGUUCUGUGACUCUGAUAUUCCUUCACUGAGUGAGUACAAGACUGAGUUUUACGGACAGUACUCACCAGUGUCCUGGUUUGGUUCGGCUGAGCCUAACCUCCAAUCCCUACUAAAGACUGUUAAAGGCCAGCGGCCAGAAGACAGACUGUUUUGCCUACUGCCAUUGUUUCCUGGACGUGUGCUAAUAAAGUUUGUUACCAACGAUACCUGCCUGUCUUUGUGCUGCUAUUGGGUCCAAACCAAACCCAUUACAUGGCACCCAUAUUAACCAUACAAGACUGUGAACCCCUCACUACCAUGCCUUCUCUUGUAGCCGUGCAAAACAGAGUAAGUGAGGCUCAAAACGACUGUGGAGCAAGUGUGGCGCCAUCAGAACACAAGCACAGGGGCCAACAAAUGGUCUCUGGCGAGAUAGUCAUUGCAAUUUUGUACUACCAACCCUGUUGCUGCGACAUGCUAUAAUUUGGGCGCAUGGUAAUGACCAUUGCGCAAGGGGGGAGAUCCUACGGAAAUUGCAAGCAACAUGGUGGUCACCAUUCAUGGCAGCCACGGUAGAUAGAGUACUAAGCGAAUGCGAAACUUGCGUGAGAUAACAACAUCAGGAAAGUUUUUAUAGCCCCACUGGCGCAUAUACCACCUCCAGACGGUCCUUUUAGACACCUCAUGUUAGACUACAUAGACAUGGGAGCACAAUCCAGAGUAAGUGGAAUGAGAUACGUUUUGGUAGUCAUAUGCAGAUACAGCCGAUGGGUAGAAGCAACAGCCAUAGCCCGAUCAGAUCACAGAACAGCUGCAAAAUUCCUCUGCCGAGAAGAAGAGAUUUGGGAUGCCAGACACCAUAUCAUCAGAUAACGGAAAACACUUUGUAUCUAAUGUAAUACAAGAAACAUUGAAGCAACUAGGCAUCAAACAAAAGUUUGACUGUGUCUACCACCCUCAAUCACAGGGGGCAGUAGAAAGAGCAAAUGGGAUUCUGAAAACAAAAACCGCUAAAAUAGUAGUAGAUAGUGGGGACAAGCUUAACUGGGUGGAUACUUUACCGCUAGCACUAAUGUCAGUGUGCUCACAAGCCAGCAGAAUCACGCAUCUAACACUGCAUGAAAUGCUUACGGGUUGACCCAUGCCAGUACCAUAUUUGAGGGGUCCCUACGAAGGGCCCCCAUUGGAGCAACUGCAAAAUGAAAUGUUUGACUAUUUACGAAGUCUAACCCAUAUCCACAGGGCCAUCUUCCAGCAGGUGAAAGGAGCCACAGUGGACAGACGAGUCGAGAUCCCAGAGGACCUUCAGGCGAUGCCUCCCCGCAGGAGCAAGGGACAAGGCGAUCCUUACGCUUGGCGGCCAGGCAGGAUUGGAGUGGGGCCCAGAGUGACAGCAGUGGGUCGCUGCCAGGGAGGGUAUCACCAGAGAGCACCACGGAGGGGAGCACCUCCUCCACAGUUGCUAGUGAUGAGUCUCAUGAGUCGACACCUGACAGCCGCAGGGAUGAUGAUGAGGGCGCAGGGACAUCAAGAGCAGAGGAAAUUAAGGAAGCUACAGAAGAAGAAGAAGAAGAAGGCCGCAGCACAGAAACAGAUCCUGAUAAGAAGGGCCAUGAGAGCGGCCACGGGACAAUCUGUUAUGCUGAUACAACAGCAGGAAAAGCUCCCCGAGAAAGGCGAAUUGUGGGAACUAGAUGAACCGUGGAUAGGUGCAGAGCAUGGCCAGCAGUUGGAGAUCCCUGUAUCCAAAGCAGCAGAAUACAAGGUUGGCCUACCAAGAGCGCCCAGCCAUGCCAGAGCGCCCAGACCACCCCAGCCCAUCUCCCAGGCUGACCAACCGACCCCCAUUCCCAUAUGUGCCCCAAGGAGGAGCCCCAUUGAAGCCCAUUGGUACCAGUACGCGCUGAUGACCUCGCCAGGAACCUACGUGCCACCGCUUAUGCAGCAGCCAUUGACGAACAUCCCAAACUGGACUCCCAUCAACCCCUUCAACCCCGCUGACAACACACACCUGUGCCACAAAGACCAUUGUCGCAAGCCACCAGAGUCCUGUUGCAAUGCCAAUAUAACGUGUGGCCUGAGGUGGUGGAAGGACAUCUCCACGAGCUGCAAAACAAGACGCCCACCACUGAGAGAUACAAGCAGCUCGGGGAUGACCUGCACACCCAACUCUAUGAUGUUCCUGCAAAAUUCGACCAUCGACUAGUGUGCAGCUUCCCUCUAGAGCUGCAACAUAGCCUGCGCAAGCUGCGCCAUUACACUUACAAAUGGGAUGGUGGAAAAUCACUGGGGCCUGAAGGAGCAGCAUGAACAGGAUCAACAGGAGAUCAUCCUGCGUGCUCAAGUCCACAUCCUGA
Epinephelus lanceolatus (giant grouper) is the source of this 2931-nucleotide messenger RNA. RefSeq lists its product as uncharacterized. Lineage: Eukaryota; Metazoa; Chordata; Actinopteri; Perciformes; Serranidae. The record is from RefSeq and is a predicted model, not a curated record.